Messenger RNA from Phragmites australis (common reed), 1695 nucleotides. RefSeq lists its product as uncharacterized. Bases 429 to 1550 code for a protein of 373 amino acids. NCBI's taxonomy places the organism in Eukaryota, Viridiplantae, Streptophyta, Magnoliopsida, Poales, Poaceae. The record is from RefSeq and is a predicted model, not a curated record. The transcript is spliced from 8 exons.
AUGUCAGGUGGACCCGUGGCUUCUGACCCCACCUGCCAGCGAGAGGAGCAGAAUCCCACGAGGCCUCCGCGCGCGCCGCUCCCUUUUCCGCUGCUUCGAACGAAAAGGAGAUGGAGGGAGGGACGCAGAACUGAGAAACCAAGAAACCGAACGCAAGAAGCCGCCGCCGUCCGCCCCGCCUCCCUCAGCCGGCAGCAGUGUGGUGGAGUGCUCCUCCCGCGUUGAGAGUCAGGGCGGGCGGGGUGCUUCUUGCUGCCUCGCUUCUCUUCAGUCCAGGAGAGGUUGGGGCGGGUAAGGGGAGGCGAGGGAAGGCCACGGGGUGUUGUGGUGAUCGGACUGCAUUCGAGGGAGUUGGGACGGAGGGAGGAGCAGCAGGGGAUUGAUCGUCUUCACCAAGCUCUGACUUUUGGGUUUUCGUACUGCUACGUAUGGACCCUCCUCAAGAUCAGCAUGGAGGAUCAUCCACCAAUCCUAUUUAUAUUGAGGGAGUUAGAUCUAUACAUAUUCCAGACUCUAGUCCCUUGAAGAUGAGUAAGCCAUCAAAGUUGUCUUACUACAGAGGAUCUGUUAGAUCUGGGAAUCAGAGUGAUGAAAUAAAAGCAUGUGAUGCCAUCAUUUUAAGAUUUAAGGGGUCAAUUGGUCAAAUUAAGUAUGAUCGACUUGCUGCUGUUGACCACCCAUGUAUUCUCAAAUCUCUUGGAUAUGGGAGGGGAAUCGGGGAGCACCGCUAUCACACUUUUUUUGCACUUAAACCAUUUGAGACCACAUUUCAAGUAUAUGUUGAAAAGAAUGGCCCUGGUGUUGAUCAAAAUGGCAGAUUCACUGAAGACUUUAUUAAAUUGAUCAGUAAUGUCACCUAUGGCAUAGAAGAGUUGCACAGUUUGGGCUACUACUGUCCUGAUCUUGCUGGGGAUAACAUUGCAGUUAUCAGACAAUCUGAUUCGAUAAGUGCAAAACUAUGGGAAUUCCGUAGUUGCAGUUCAGAUCAAGACAAAGAAAAAAGUGGAGAUUGGCUUAGGCUGGGGUACCUGAUUCUCAAAGCAGCAGAUUUCGGUGAUGAGGCAACAGAUCUUUUUAAAAGGAUAAAAAGUGGCCAACUAAAAGGAAAAUCUAUUCUGAAACACAGUGCCUUAUUAACUGUAAGGAAAAAGUUUAAAAAUGUUCUCGCUUUAUACUUCCAUCUGUCACUAAAUUAUCAGAGCGAGCCAAAUCAGAGUCAAAACCAGAAGGAGUUCAAAGUUUCUGACAUAUGUGCAGCUAAUCUGAAGAAUGAUUUGGAUAAGAGGUUGUAUUGGGAAAUUCCCAGUUGGGUAUCUAAACGAUGUUCAACACAUCCACUGAAAACAUUAAGAGGGUUUAUAACUCAGCUGAGGAAUAUUAUUGAGCAUGAGGUUGGAUAUAUACCUGAUGAGAUGACCCGUGAAUUGACUUUCAAAGAGAAAGCGGAUGGUAAAAAGGUGAAGGAUCUUGAACACCAUCUUCAAGAUUCCUGUGGAAAGAUCUUUUGGGCUGUGCAGAUGCUGGUGGCAGAACUGAACCUGAAUUCCUGAAGAUGGGCAUGAUAUUAGAGAGGACUGGAAGAAGGUUCACUGGAAAUAUUGUUUUGAUCCUUUUGUUGCUUUCAGUUAAUGAAGGCUAGACAUUUCAGAAUAGGAAAUAGGUUAUGGGAUCUCUAGAUUUGUUGUGCUUUAAGAG